AUGAGAAGUGUUGUGACCCUCUGCAUGCUGAAGCGGCUGUCGGAAAGUCUGCCAAAUUCAACAACGAGGGUGGUUAUGAAAGAUUCUGGUGUCGCCAGGUUUGGGGUCUUCUCUGCGUCCACGAACACGGCCACCAAGUCUGACCUGAUGGAGACAGUGGAACCGGACAAAGGGCAUGCACACAGCCUUGUUGGACGAGACUUUCUCAGUUUGAAUCACUUCAAGAGUGAAGACAUCAAGCAGUUUUUGUGGACGGCCAAAGACCUCAAGACAAGAAUCAAAGACAAUGGAGAAAUUUUUCAGCCUCUGGUUGGUAAAUCAGCUGCUUUGGUCUUUCAGAAGCGAAGUACACGUACAAGACUAUCGGCAGAAAUGGGAAUGACAAAACUUGGUGGCAGUGCCUGUUUUUUAGGACCAGACGACAUUCACCUUGGUGUUAAUGAAAGUGUCAAAGAUUCAGCCAGAGUUUUAACUUCCAUGGCUGAUGUUAUUGUAGCCAGAGUACAUGGCCAGGAAGUUUUAGAUGAACUGGCAAACGAGGCAAGAAUUCCUGUUAUCAGUGGAUUGUCUGACUUUCUUCAUCCGUUACAGAUUCUGGCAGACUUCAUGACAUUACAGGAACACUUUGGUUACCUCCGUGGACUGAAGAUUGCCUGGAUUGGAGAUGGAAAUAAUGUUCUUCAUUCUCUACUGUACGGCUGUGCCAAGAUCGGAAUAGAUCUGAAUGUUGCUACACCAGCGGGCUAUGAACCAGAUGCCACUGUAACUAAUGAUGCAUUGAAACUUGCAGGCAAGACGGGAGCCUCCUUUCGCAUUGGCAAUGACCCCAGGCAGGCAGCUUACAGAGCUGAUGUCAUAGUGACUGACACUUGGGUCAGCUUGGGACAAGAACAGGAGAAGCAGAAACGUCUCAAGGAUUUUGCUGGCUUCCAGAUUAACAGAAAGAUGCUGAAAGAGGCUGGAGGAAGUUGGGUGUUUCUGCACUGUCUGCCUCGCAAGAAGGAGGAAGUAACGGAUGACAUCUUCUAUGGGGAAGAAUCUCUGGUGUGGCAGGAAGCAGAAAACCGAAUGUGGACUCUCAUGGUAAGCUUUUCAUGCGAUGUCAGACAAAAUGAUAUACAGGACAAUAGGUCUAGUUGCAAUCAAGAUCAGCGUCGCACAAUCACAUAG
Molecule: messenger RNA, 1170 nt
Organism: Candidula unifasciata
Lineage: Eukaryota; Metazoa; Mollusca; Gastropoda; Stylommatophora; Geomitridae
Source: the annotation of a GenBank genome assembly